AUGGAUUUCAGAGAAGGCGUGAUCUGUGUCGCACCUGACGACGUCACAUUGGUGGCAGGGGUGCCAGGCGUGGGCGUCCCUGUCUUAGCCCUGAGGAUGAAACCUUAUGUGUUCGUCUCCUUUAGCUGCACUGAGAGCGUCUGCCUGGCCUUUGACCUCACUGUCUUCUACCAAAAUCUCUUUAAAGUCCUCAAGGGUGAUUUACUCCAGCUCUCUGGUAGUGCCAACGCUUAUUGGAUUGACUUUGAUCUCCUUAACUAUUCGGAAAAGCUAGAAACUAGGCAAGUCUUGGCAACUCAAUUUCCCAUGCUUUCAACGCACAUUGGUCGGAUGAAUGUACCUCAGCUCCGAAAUCACUAUCAAGUAGCCGUCGGGAUACCUGCGGAGGACUUUAGGCUUCUUAUCAUGAAGCUGAGCCAGUUCGGGGAGCUAGUUUAUGCAAGCAUAACAGCAACUGCAGUUGAGUUCUCUGUGAGAAAUGAGAAGGUUAUUUUCAAGCAGCCUAAGCAGUGUACUAUUAAGGGUGCUGUGGGGGAAGAUCCAGUUGUCUUGGUGUUCAAUCUGAUUCACUCUGACGCAAUCGUGAAUGCUUCAAUUCUGUCAAACGUGGUGUUGUUGUUUGGCCAGACCCAGACCCAUGGUUUUUCUGUCGCCCUGAAAUUCUUUUUUGGUAGACUUGGUAGCCUCGAGUAUUACUUUCGCUGAAGCCUGAAGGUGAUGAGAAUGG
Prunus persica (peach) is the source of this 727-nucleotide messenger RNA. Its product is annotated as proliferating cell nuclear antigen-like. Lineage: Eukaryota; Viridiplantae; Streptophyta; Magnoliopsida; Rosales; Rosaceae. Gene Ontology annotation, molecular function: DNA polymerase processivity factor activity; DNA binding. The coding region runs from base 1 to 705 and encodes 234 amino acids. The record is from RefSeq and is a predicted model, not a curated record. Gene Ontology annotation, cellular component: PCNA complex. Gene Ontology annotation, biological process: regulation of DNA replication; mismatch repair; translesion synthesis. The transcript has 4 exons.